UUUGCCUCCUUUGCCAGACCCGGUCCUCCCCGCCUAGGCUGCUGAGCCCGUGAGUUGCUCAGGCUUCCCCCCACACGCCGCGUCGCGGAGAGUUGCUGCCGAAGCGGGGCGCUCGGCGUGCGGGGCGCCAUGGCGGGUUACGAGUACGUGAGCCCGGAGCAGCUGGCUGGCUUUGACAAGUACAAGUACAGUGCCGUAGACACCAACCCACUAUCUCUGUAUGUCAUGCAUCCGUUUUGGAACACUAUAGUAAAGGCAUUUCCUACUUGGCUGGCUCCAAAUCUGAUCACCUUUUCUGGUUUUCUGCUGGUUGUAUUCAAUUUCCUACUUUUAGCAUACUUCGAUCCUGACUUUUAUGCUUCAGCACCAGGCCACAAACACGUCCCUGAUUGGGUGUGGAUUCUAGUGGGAAUUCUCAACUUCACCGCCUACACACUAGAUGGUGUGGACGGCAAGCAAGCCCGGAGGACCAGUUCCAGCACCCCUCUAGGGGAGCUGUUUGAUCAUGGCCUGGACAGCUGGUCAUGUGUUUACUUUGUGGUCACGGUGUAUUCCAUCUUUGGACGAGGCUCGUCUGGUGUCAGUGUUCUCGUGCUCUAUUUCCUGCUCUGGGUCGUUUUGUUCUCUUUCAUCCUGUCCCACUGGGAAAAGUAUAACACAGGAAUUCUUUUCCUGCCUUGGGGAUAUGACAUUAGCCAGGUGACUAUUUCUCUUGUCUACAUAGUGACGGCGGUUGUGGGAGUUGAGGCCUGGUAUGAACCUUUCCUGUUUAAUUUCUUAUAUAGAGACCUAUUCACUACAAUGAUUAUUGGUUGUGCGUUAUGUGUGACUCUUCCAAUGAGUCUGUCCAAUUUUUUCAGAAGCUAUAAAAAUAACACCUUGAAACAUGGUUCGUUCUAUGAAGCUAUGGUUCCCUUCUUCUCUCCAUGUUUGCUAUUCGUUUUGUCUACAGCGUGGAUCUUCUGGUCACCAUCAGAUAUUUUAGAGCGACAUCCUAGAAUAUUCUACUUCAUGGUUGGAACAGGCUUUGCCAAUAGCACAUGUAAGCUGAUUGUCUGUCAGAUGAGCUCGACGCGCUGUCCCACAUUGAAUUGGUUGCUGCUUCCUCUUUUCUUGGUCGUCACAGCGGUCCACAUAGGGGUCUCGUCCGAAACCGAGAGCCUCCUGCUGUACAUGCUGACAGCCACCUUCACCCUGGCCCACGUCCACUAUGGAGUGCGAGUGGUAAAUCAGCUGAGCAACCAUUUUCAUAUUUACCCCUUCUCGUUGAAGAAGCCAAACUCAGAUUGACUAGAAAUGGAAGAAAAGAAUAUUGGCCUGUAAUCUGCAGAAAGAAGUACUGUAAAUAAGAGGGUUGUAAAUAUUUCCUCCAUCACCAUCGAACUCGAAAUGCAUCUGCUCGACAGACGUGGGAACUCGGCAUGUGUGGUACCUGGCCAGCAGGAAUGAUAAAGUUGAUAGAUCACACGGAAUCUUGGGCCUUCUCACUUCCAGCUGACGUUACUUUUUGUAAAACCACGUGACAAUUUAGUUAAGUAUAAUUUAGGCCGGCAAAGUGUUCCGAGUGAUUUUAGCUUGAAUCCAGAAUGUUUUGGUUGAUAGAGGGGUAAAGAUGCUUUUAAGAAACUUUUUUUUGGUUAAUCCACAAAUUGGUUUACUAAGAUUGGUACUCUUCAGAAAACCGCAGUAUGUUUUCACAUUUGGUACUUGGUGGCAGGCCUUCAGCCGUGAAAGCUUUCAGGAUCCCAAAUCCAGUAUCGGGAAAAGAGGGAGUUACCUUCAGCCAGAGAUGCCAAAUGACAUGGAACAAUGUUCAGUUGCCAAAUACUGAUUUCUCUUUCCCAUGGAAAUGCCUUUUGUCCUCCUGUGUUAAGAGAGCUAAUAGAUCUCUGGUACCCUGGCUCUCUUUGUUAUGGAAAAGUUCUUGAUAAAUAGCUUAAUUUAAAAAAAGUCUCUUGAGACUUAGUAGAGAAUGGACUAUCCUUGUAGCUCACCCACUGGCAUGUUCAUUGUUUAAAUCGGCAUUUCCCCCCUCAGCUGCGGGUCACUGAGAUUUGGUGCCUGUGAACUCUCCUUACCCGAAUGCAUGGACUCCUUCCUCCCUGUCUUGCAGUGAUUCCUCGUACAAGACACAUAGAAGCCUCCUUAGAAUCAAAUUUAAUGCAGUUAGGAAUCUCAUGACUAACUAUGAAAUUACGACCAUGAGCCUCACUACAAAAUUAGUUUUCUGGUUCAAGUUGCCCCUUCCUCCCUCCUCUCUUUUUGUGCAGGAGAUGUUGUUUUUACUUUAUACAGGAUAAAGACGUCAGAAGAAAUCCUCUCUCACAGCUUUCCCACUCGGGAGCGUUUCCGCUAACUCUGCCUUACUCACUGGGGUGCCCUUUAAUAUGACCGGCAGUAACUCCUGAGGUUUACUGACAUACAAUUUCCUUUGACUUUAAUGUGAUUGUUUUAUAGAUUGUACCUUUUUCACGAGUGUGGAUAUUUUCUAUUAUUUUCUAUCUCUUUUUUAUCUUUAGUUUGGUGGUAGAAAAUUUAACAUGCCGGUUUCCUUUUUAUUUUCCACUGAAUGAAGUUUGUGCUUGAAUGAAGAGUGUAUCUUAAACCCUUUAUUUUGUGUUUUUGGACGGAUUGCACUUGGAUAUAAUAGGCACCAUUCUGUUGAUAAUGUAAUUAAAUUCAUAAUCAUUAUUUAAUCUAUGACUAUUGUUAACUUUAAUUAUAAUGUAUUCCUUGAAUUUCCAUGUGCUGCUUUGUAAAAAUAACUGUAAUUGAUACUUCAGGUUUUUUUGUUUUUGUCUUUUUUUCACUUGUACAUUCUAAUCAUUGUCAUUCAGGUUAUUGGAAAUGAGUCAAGGAACUAACUCAUGAUUCUGUAUUCAUUUUAAAAAAUUGCUCAUAAAGUUGAGGUGACUUUCUGAAAACAAAAGUGACCAUUGGAAUUAAGUGAGAAAUUGAUACAGAAAAACUGGGUAAUGAUUUUUUGUUUAUUAAUCAGUUGCCAUGUUGACAGUCUGAGAAUGAAACAGUUAAUUGAAGGUAACUAUUUUUUGUUUGUGUACCUGUUCUUAUUACCUAUAAAAUUGAGUUGGAUAAAGUGUUAAUUUGGUAUAAGGACAAAUUUUAUUUUAAGGUUUCUAAGUGAAUAAUUUUAUUGUUUUUGUGAACCUUGUAUGCAAAAAUGAGAUUAAUCUAUGUUAUAGAAGAAAAGAAUUGAUAAAUAUUUAUAAAAUGAACUUUGGACCCCAGGCUUUCUUCAUCUUGGAAAACAGAGUUAAAAAGCAAAAAUUAUUUUUGGGUCAGAGCUUACAGUGGGUAGGACUUUGUCUUGCGUGGGGCCCACCCAGGUUUGAUCCCCUGCACCCAAUGUGGUCUUCUGAGCUCACCAGGAGGGAUCCCUGAGCCAGGAGUAAGCCCUGAGCACCCCUGGAUGGGGCCUAAUAAGCCACCCCCCAAAUACUCUUUACUGGUAUCGGGUCAUGGUCUGUAAUUCAGGGACUAUAUUACCUCAGAAUGUGUUUCUGUUCUCUUUCUGUUGCAUUAGAUUUAUCUGAAAAGUGUUUCAUGCUUCCUCAUUGUCAAUGGCUUCUUUGCUUCCAGUGAUCUUUCUUUUGGACACCUUGGAUGAAAGAAAGUUAAAGGAAAUGGAGCAGUGAACUCCGUUUGACCGUACGUGGGCUUGUGCGUGCAGAGUGCCCGUGGUGCAUGUCUUCCUCCUGGUCAUUAUGUGGUCGGGUAGUGCAUCUGACAGGGCUCUGCGGCUGCCGGGGCUCACCCACAGAGCUCUGUCAGGGAGCGACCCUAAGGUUUCCAAAGUCUGACAUGUGUCCGGCUUCCAUUUGGAAUUUGGGACUGAGUCUGUAGCCACUGGUCCCUCCCAGCAGACACAGUGCUGCAUUUUGGGGAAUGGUGGCAGACUGGGUCAGUGCUGGUUUGCUCUACGUACAGAGUCAAGUGCCCUAAGCCAGCUCUGUGUCUCUGCUGACCAGAGGUGCCCAGCCCAGUGACAAGUUGUUUUUCAGGUUACAGUUUGGAAAAUGUCCUUUCGUGCUUGUCAGAAAAAAAUCCCCCUCUACUUGAUUUUGAAAAAGCAAAAUCUAAAAAUAGCUAAAAAGUAUGUUAAUGCUGCCUUUCACAAUUCUUUAAUAUGACUCCUGAUUUUACUGCAAUGCCAUAUUGCCACAAUUCAAAUUGUCAUUCCUUCAGUGUUGCAUAAUAGAUGUUCUCUAGUUUUAGUCCUUCUUCUUUCUUUUCUUCUCUCUCUCUCUAUUUUUUUUUUUGGGGUUUGGUUUUGGACCACCCCUGGAGGUGCUGAGGGCCUGCUCCCAGCUGGGUGCUUGGGGGUUACUCCUGGUGGUGCUCAGGGGACCAUCAAUGACAGGGAUUGAACCUGGGCCUCCUGCAAGCAAAGUGUGUGCUCCACCCCACUGAGCUGUCUCUCUGGUCCUAUGAAUUUUACAGUUCAGGGUAAUGGAAUGAAUCAUUUCCAAAUUAAAAAAAAGUUUUGUUUUGUCUUUUUGUAUUUUAAUGCCACAGUGAGAAUAACUUUAAGGGUCCGGAGCUGUAGGUCAGCAGAAGGGCACAGGCCCUGGGUUUGAUUCCCAGUACCACUGGACAGGAAGAGGAGCAAUGGGGAAGCGAGUGAUUAAAAAUAACUUUCAAAGUAGGGGCCUGUUAUGGUCUGGGAUGUUUUAGUCUAUCAUGUCAUUUAUCCUAGUAAGAGUUUCUGAGAAGAUGACUGUCUAGAGUUGCCCACAUCCUGAAUAGAUACCCACGGAGUAUUGGUCCUGACCAGCAACCUGGGCAUCCAUCAGGGGGAAUAUGCUAAGAUGAAAAACAGGCCAAGCAUUCACUUGCAAGGGGAGAUGGAAUUCCCUGGUGUCAGUGCUUGUGAAUGCAGAAACUUCUGCGUCUUUGACAGUCAUUUAUUCAGAACAACCUCGUGGCCCCAAACAGAUUUUGAUUCGCUAACAUAGGAAGAAUUAAAAGGAUGAUCCUAAGGUAUCUGAAUCAAAGAUUGCUUCCCCCUUUAUAUUUUAACCAGAAAAGUGUGUUCCUAAGUCUGCCUUCCGCACCAGCUGUUCUUUGAACUAGGUCCUACCUAGGCCAGAGGCUACCCACUUGGCGUUGUUUUGCUCCAGACUCUUGCCACAUCUAAUCACCGGGAUCUCCUGACUAGUCCAGGACUGGGCAGGGGCCAGAGGGAACAAAGUUCACCUCCAGGAUGAACAUGCUUAACUGUGGGUUCCCAAGUAAGCCAAAAGAGACGGCGAGACCUUUGUGUGAGGGGCCACGUUCCAAGUGGUCUUUACUUUGCUCUCUGCUGUGAGAAAUUGUGGUGUCAGACUAGAAUUUCCUCUGUCCUCUGCAGCAUCUUUGUAAGGCAGCAUGUCGGUUUCAUUUUUGAACGCCCCAUGGGGGAAUAACCUUAAUCGUUUUGCUGCUAGCUCUAGAAUCUUCCAGGAGGAAUUUGAAUUAGUAUGCUGUAUGUGAGCACUGAUGUGUGUAAAGUGACAGUUCUAACAGUCAGAUUGUGUGAACUUCAUCACUGAAAUAGAAAAUGAUUCUCUGGACUUUUUUUGGCAGCUUAAAUUUCCGGUUUUCCUUUUUUUAGGUAACCCAUAUGACUUGCGUGUUGUCCUUUUCCUCUCAGCACUGGUGCAAGUGACUGCCAUUGACAGUUAUUUUAGAACCUACGGCAAAUCACGGUUGUCUAACUUUCCCAGAGAAAGUGGCACUACUCUUGAUUCUUCCUUGGGUAGAGCCCUGGGAAUGAGACUUAUGGAUUCAUUUUCCAGUGUUUCUACAGUGCAAAAAUAAACGUAACCUUACUUUGAACCUGUGUGACUAGUAACAUACUUUGUUUUUUAACAAACAAUUAUGUGAGUGAGAAUGGCAUCUUGCUCUUUUGGCUUUGCUUUUUUUUGGGGGGGGGGGGAGGUCAAACCCAGAGAUGUUUAGGGGUUACUCCUGGCUCUGCACUCAGGAAUUACUCCUGGCAGUGCUUGGAGGACCAUAUGGGAUGCCAAGGAUUGAACCCAGGUCAUCUGCGUGCAAGGCAAAAGCCCUACCCGCUGUACUAUCACUCUGGCCCCGGUUUUUAAGCAGGGGCCCUGUGAUGCGUUCCUGUUUAGACUGGGAAGAGGAGUCCUUCUGUUAGUGACCCUUGCUUGCCUUUUAGUUGAAAAGGCUGGGCUCUCAGACUUUGAAAGUGGCAUAGGAACAGAUGGUCUAGGAAAAAUGGACAUGACAGCAGGAUUGUCAGUUCUGCCAUGGUCCAUUCGCAUUGCCUUAGAGAGUUGAUCUCCAUUCUGGUGAUGCUGUCAAUCAGAGGGUAGCCAGAGACGCCCAAGUCCCACCAAAGUCGGAGUCAGUAUUGCCAGCACACAGGCUGGUGGAGAUGGAAUCCCCUGGCAUGGGUCUAGCGGGGUCUUCUCUCAAGUAAUUGCUGUGGAUAAACUCACUUUUUUUUUUAAAUCAAAGCAGAUGUAAUUUAUCAUGAAUUCUAGAUUUCGAUAUUCUUGACAGGUCCUUUUUACUUCUAAAGAGUAAUUUCGUGACCAGGACCCUGUCAAUGAGUUCUUGGGGUGGCUAAGGCCACAUAGUCUGACCUUUCUGAACUUUGCAAGGUCAGGGAGUGCUGGAGUGUCAGUGUCUGAAUCACAGGUACCUUCUAGCUUGAAAAUGACUAAUUAAGACUGCCUGCAAUAUUAACAUUUUUGGCAGAUUAUUUUGUUUGAAAAAAAAUAUCAUCAGAGCAGCUGUUCAGGAAACAAAGAGCUGGCUGGCAGGGAUUUGUUCAUUCGGAGACGUGCCAAGAAAGCAGAAUUCAGUAUUGACCACCAAAUCCCAUCCUCUUUUCUUUUCUUUCCUUUUUAUUUUUUUAAGUAGCACUUUCUCUGGUGGUACCAUGAGGAACAGAGUAAAUAAUUACCUGGAUAGGGGCCAGAAACAGUACAAUGGGAAGGGCACUUGCCUUGCAUGCAGCUGACGUGAGUUUGGCCCCUGGCAUCCCAUAUGGUCCCCCAAGCACCAACAGGAGUGAUUCUUGAGUGCAGAGCUGGGGUGACCCCUGAGUACUGCUGGGUGCAGCCCCCAAACAAAAUAAAAAUGACCUGGUACACUCUGUCUACCUGCCUUACCUUUCUCACCCAGCUCACAGAUUAGAUUGAAGGAUGGCGAGAAGGAUGGGGGUCCUGCCCUGUGACUAAGCCGAAGUAGGUAUUCUUUAGCCAAGCCCUGUUGGAGUUUGCUUCCUGCAGGCCUGGGAUACAAAGGGCCGAUUUCAUCCUUUCUCAGGAACCCCGGGACACCAUCACUCCAGCUACUGAAGUACGUUGAGUACGAGUAGAAAAGAGGCCAGAGGAAGGCGACUUACAAAGAGCCAAAACCUUGCUUUCUCUUUCAGGCAGUCUCACUGAGCAUGAGCCUGUCCAGGGGUGCCGUGAUCAUAGGCAUGAUGGAGUGUUUCUGUGCUCUGGCUGUGUGUGGUGUGGAGACUCACUUGCCUCUUCUGUGCCUGUGGUGUGUGAGAGAUACUCUUGUAUAUAUGCAGUCAACUCUUCCUUCAGUUACCAGUGACAUGCUCAGCCCUCAUUCGGCUCUUCAUGCUGAUUUCGCCUGCGUGUAGCCCCGAACUCUCAAGUCUCUCCCUGGGCUGGAGCCAGUGUUUCUUCCAUUCAGUUCAUCUCAGUUCCCCAGAAAGUCUCUGAAAGCAGUCACUUGCCAUCUCCCUUGCGUCCAGGGGUUGUAUGAGCCAAAAAGGUUCCAAGAAACUUGGCCCAUCCUCCGGGCCUGGUCUGAAGCUUGAUGGGCCCCAUUCCUGCUACGCUGUGGGACACUUGUGCUCUGGGGCUUGGCUCAGGGCUUGGGGUUCCAACUCUUACAAAAACUGGGUUUCACAGCUUGUUUUAAGUCUCACUAGAAUGUGGGAAAUGCCGUGAGGUCUGCACGGAGCACAGUUCUAGUUGCACACUCUUGGUCACGGCACUGUUUCAUCACCAGCCCCAAGAAUCAAGGCCUGACUGUUCUUGCUAUGGGAUUUAUGUUUAUUUCUGCUGCAGUGAAUCCCUAAAGUCAUGCAGUGGGUUUCAAUUUCAAACUGUUUCAUUCUAUUAUUGGUAACUAUUUAUUGUAAUAAAAGUAAAGAGUAAAUGAUUUUUCAAUCCUU
Molecule: messenger RNA, 8170 nt
Organism: Sorex fumeus (smoky shrew)
Lineage: Eukaryota; Metazoa; Chordata; Mammalia; Eulipotyphla; Soricidae
Gene: SELENOI
Product: selenoprotein I
Exons: 10
Biological process (GO): phosphatidylethanolamine biosynthetic process
Cellular component (GO): Golgi apparatus; endoplasmic reticulum membrane
Molecular function (GO): ethanolaminephosphotransferase activity
Source: RefSeq, a predicted model, not a curated record